Molecule: messenger RNA, 4188 nt
Organism: Lycium ferocissimum
Lineage: Eukaryota; Viridiplantae; Streptophyta; Magnoliopsida; Solanales; Solanaceae
Product: putative disease resistance RPP13-like protein 1
Biological process (GO): defense response to other organism
Molecular function (GO): ADP binding
Source: RefSeq, a predicted model, not a curated record
UACUCUUAUUAGCGUUCAACAGGUAAAAUAAAGUUCUUUGUAGAGAUUAUUCUAAGAUAGAAACAUUAUUAAUCUUCUCAAAAUUCUUAAAAUCAUUUUGUGGUUCCUUGUUUUGCUUUGCAGAUCUCAGAAAUGGAGGUUGGCUUAGCAGUUGGUGGUGCGUUUCUCUCUUCAGCUUUGAAUGUUCUCUUUGAUAGGCUUGCUCCUCAGGGUGAGCUGCUCAAGAUGUUUCAGAAGAAUAAGCAUGAUGUUGGGCUGUUAAAGAAGCUGAGGAUGACUUUGCUUGGCCUUCGAGGUGUGCUAAGUGAUGCAGAGAAUAAGCAAGAAUCAGAUCCAUGUGUGAGCGAGUGGCUUAACGAGCUUCGAGAUGCUGUGGACGGUGCUGAAAACUUAAUAGAAGAAGUCAAUUAUGAAGCUUUGAGGCUUAAGGUGGAAGGUCAGCAUCAAAAUAUUGCUGAAAGAAUAAGCAACUUGCAGGUAAGUGACCUUCACUUGGGCCUAAGUGAUGAGUUUUUUCUUAACAUAAGGGAGAAGUUGGAAUACACCAUUGAAACGUUGAAGGAGUUGCAAGAGCAAAUAGGUGACCUUCAUCUGACAAAGAAUCUUGAUUCGACUAAACAGGAAACUAGGACACCUUCAACUUCUUUGGUUGAUGAAUCUGAUAUCUUUGGUAGGCAGAAUGAAAUAAAGGAAUUGGUUGACCGUUUAUUGUCUGAAGAUGCAAAUGGAAAAAAUCUGACUGUAGUCCCUAUUGUUGGCAUGGGGGGCGUUGGCAAGACAACACUUGCUCAAGCAGUUUACAAUGAUGAGAAGGUGAAAAACCAAUUUGAUUUGAAAGCUUGGUUUUGUGUGUCUGAACCAUACGAUGCUCUCAGAAUAACAAAAGGGUUACUUCAGGAAAUUGGCUCAUUUGACUUAAAGGUUGAUAACAAUCUCAAUCAGCUACAGGUCAAAUUGAAGGAAAGCCUAAAGGGAAAAAGGUUUCUUGUUGUCCUUGAUGACGUGUGGAAUGAUAACUAUAAUGAGUGGGAUAAGUUGAGAAAUCUUUUUGUACAAGGAAAUAUAGGAAGUAAGAUCAUCGUGACGACACGUAAGGAGAGUGUUGCCUUGAUGAUGGGUAGUGAGGCAAUCAACGUGGGGACUUUGUCGAGUGAAGUAUCUUGGUCUUUAUUCAAAAGGCAUGCAUUUGAAAACAUAGAUCCUAUGGAACAUCCAGAACUUGAAGAGGUUGGAAAACAAAUUGCACACAAGUGCAAAGGAUUGCCUUUAGCUCUAAAGGCACUUGCUGGUAUUUUACGCUCCAAACCAGAGGUGGAUCAGUGGAGAGACAUUUUAAGAAGUGAAAUAUGGGAGCUGCCAAGUCGUUCGAAUGGUAUAUUACCAGCGUUGAUGUUGAGCUACAAUGAUCUUCCUGCACAUUUAAAGCAAUGUUUUGCUUAUUGUGCAAUAUAUCCCAAAGAUUAUCAAUUUAGCAAAGACCAAGUUAUUCACCUGUGGAUUGCAAAUGGUCUUGUACAGCAGUUGCAUUCAGGUAAGCAAUAUUUUCUUGAGUUGAGAUCAAGAUCAUUGUUCGAAAGGGUCCCAGCGUCUUCUAAAUGGAAUACGGAGGGAUUCUUAAUGCAUGACCUUGUCAAUGAUUUGGCCCAAAUUGCAUCUUCAAAAGGUUGUAUCAGGUUGGAAGAUAACGAAGGAUCUCAUGUUUUGGGAAAAAGUCGACACCUGUCAUAUUCAAUGGGAUUUGAUGGUGAAUUUGAAAAGUUGAAACCCCUCUGCAAUUUGGAGCAGCUGAGGACAUUGCUUCCAAUCUCUCUCCAGGGGUUUUCCUCAUUUAUGCUAAGCAAGAGGGUGCUGCAUAACAUAUUGCCAAGACUAACAUCCUUAAGAGCACUAUCAUUGUCUUUUUAUCGGAUUGAGGAGUUGCCUGAUGCCUUGUUUAUCAAAUUAAAACUCCUAAGAUUUUUGGACCUUUCUUGGACACUGAUUACAGAGUUACCAGAUUCCGUUUGUGCAUUGUACAACUUAGAGACACUUCUCUUGUCAUCUUGUAAAUAUCUUGAGGAGUUACCGCUGCAGAUGGAAAAGCUAAUCAACUUGCGUCACCUUGAUAUUAGCGGCACUGCUUGCUUGAAGAUGCCGCUACAUCUGAGCAAGUUGAAAAGCCUCCAUAUGCUAGUGGGAGCUAAAUUUUUUAUAGGUGGUAGCAGUGGUUCGAGAAUUGAAAAUUUGGGUGAACUACAUAACUUGUAUGGAUCUCUAUCAAUUCUAGAGUUGCAAAAUGUGGUUGAUAAAAGGGAAGCUAAAAAUGCAAACAUGAGGGAGAAGAAUCAUGUUGAAAAGUUAUUGUUGAUGUGGAGUGAAAGUAUUGCCGACAAUUCACAAACUGAAAGAGACAUACUUGAUGAGCUACAUCCAAAUCCAAACAUUAAAGAACUCCAAAUCACUGGAUAUAGAGGUACAAAAUUUGCUGACUGGCUUGCUGAUCAUUCGUUUUUUAAGCUGGUGGAAUUGUCACUUAGCAACUGCAAGGACUGUUAUUCCUUGCCAUCACUAGGACAACUUCCUUCAUUGAAAUUCCUCGCCAUUAGAGGGAUGGAUCGAAUAACAGAGGUGACUGAAGAAUUCUAUGGUAGUUCAUCUUUCAAAAAGCCAUUUAACUCUCUUGAGAAGCUUGAAUUUGAGCAGAUGCUGGGGUGGAAGCAGUGGCAUGUACUCGGGAAGGGAGAGUUCCCUACACUUCAGGAACUUUCAAUUAGAGAUUGCCCCAAGUUGAUUGGGAAGUUACCUGAUAAUCUUUGUUCUCUAACAAUAUUGAUAAUUUCAGAAUGUCCUGAACUCAAUAUCCAACUUUCAAAUUUGAAAGAGUUUGAAGUUUUUGGUUCUCCUAAGGUUGGAGUUCUUUUUGAUGACGCUGAACUGUUUACAUCCCAACUUCAGGGAAUGAAGCAGAUUGUUAAAUUAGAAAUUACUGCUUGUCAGUCUAUUACCUCCUUACCUAUUAGCAUUCUGUCGAAUACCUUGAAGACAAUAGAGAUAGAUGGUUGUGGGAAACUGAAAUUGGAGGCGGCAUCAGUUGGUGAGAUGAUCUCUAGAGGAACUAUUCUGGAGAAAUUGGAUCUAAGUGGAUGUGAUAUAUCACCUGAGUUGGUCCCAAGAGCACGUGAUUUGAAAGUAGAGAAUUGCCACAGCCUUACUAGGUUUUUGAUUCCUACUGGGACUGAAACUCUCAAUAUUUGGGAUUGUGAGAAUCUUGAAAGACUUACGGUGACAUGUGGGACUCAGAUGACGUCAUUGCAUAUUGAGAGCUGCGAGAAGCUGAAGUGGCUGCCAGAACGUAUGCAGGAACUCCUUCCAUCUCUUAAGGAGCUGAUACUAUGGAGCUGUCCAGAAAUAGAGUCCUUUCCUGAAGGAGGAUUGCCCUGCAAUUUAGAAGUCCUUAAGAACUAUGAUUGUAAGAAACUGGUGAAUGGCCGAAAGGAGUGGCGUUUACAGAGACUCCCCAGUCUCAGAGAGUUACAGAUCUUCCAUGAUGGCAGCGAUGAAGAGAUUCUUGUUGAUGAGAAUUGGGAGUUGCCUUGCUCUAUUCGAAGACUUGAAAUAUCCAAUCUGAAAACAUUAAGCAGCCAAGUUCUCAAAAGCCUCACCUCUCUUGAAUAUCUAUAUACUCAUAAUUUACCUCAAAUUCAGUCACUGCUGGAAGAAGGGCUUCCCUCGUCUCUUUCUAAUCUAUCAUUACAUGGCCAUAAUGAGCUCCAUUCACUACCGACUGAAGGUUUUCUGCGCCUCACUUCACUUCAACGUCUAGAGAUCUGUGAUUGCCCUAAUCUCCAAUCUAUUCCAGAAUCAGCACUGCCCUCUCUGUGCCUCUCUGUCCUAAUCUCAAUCCCUUCCGGUAAAAGGGAUGCCCUCUUCCCUCUCUGACCAUCAUGGAUUGCCCUCUAUCUCCAAUGCCCUCCAAUUCCAGUAAAAGGGAUGCCCUCUUCCAUCUCUGAACUAUCUAUUUCCAACUGCCCAUUGCUCAAACCACUUCUAGAAUUUGACAAGGGAGAAUACUGGCCAAAUAUUGCUCAUAUUCCCACCAUAAAAAUCGAUUGGGAAUAUCUGUGAUGAUUAAAACGAAUGGGGCUCCAACAGAUUGUGGAGCGUCUAUUGCUCAAACCACGUCAAAAAUUCGAGAAGGGGGCUUAGUGG